GUGGUGACGGCUCUGGGCCGCGCCGUGCAGGAGCAGGGUCACGACGUCAGUGUGAUGCUGCCCAAGUACGACUGCAUCAACUACGACCUGUACGACUGCAUCAACUACGACCUGGUGGAGGACCUGGUUCAGGAGGGCAGCUUCACGUGGGGCGGCACGGCGGUGCGCGUGUGGCGCGGCGGCGUGGAGGGGCUGGACACCGUGUUCCUGGAGCCGGAGAACGGCAUGUUCUGGGUGGGGUGCAUCUACGGCAAGAACAACGACGCGCAGAGGUUUGCCUUCUUCUGCGGCGCGGCGCUGCAGUACCUCAAGAACCAGGCUGCGCCGGGCGGCCGCGGCGCCGCCGACAUCAUCCACUGCCACGACUGGCAGUCGGCACCAGUGGCGUACGGCGACCGCGGCGGCGCCAAGACCGUGUUCACCAUCCACAACCUCAGCUACGGCGCCGACCUCAUUGGCCGCGCCAUGCAGGCGUGCCAGGUGGCCACCACCGUGUCGCCCACCUACGCGCGAGAGAUCGCGGGCCACCCCUCCGUGGCCGCGCACCUCAACAAGCUGUACGGCGUGCUCAACGGCAUCGACCAGGACAUCUGGGACCCCAGCGAGGACCCCUGCCUGCCCCUGCACUUCAGCGCCGACAACGUCGCCGCGGGCAAGGAGGCGGCGCGGCGGGCUCUGCGCCAGAAGCUGGGGCUGGUGGCGGCGGAUGUGCCCAUCGUGGGCUGCGUGACCCGGCUGGUGGCGCAGAAGGGUAUCCACCUGAUCAAGCACGCCGCCUGGCGCACACUGGAGCGCGGCGGCCAGUUCGUACUGCUGGGCAGUGCGCCCGACGGCCGCGUGCAGGGCGAGUUCAACGCGCUUCGUGAGCAGCUGUCUCGCGCCUACCCCGACCGGGCGGCACUGGUGUUCACCUACGACGAGCCGCUGAGCCACCUCAUCUACGCCGGUAGCGACAUGUUCCUGGUGCCGUCCAUGUUCGAGCCCUGCGGCCUCACGCAGAUGAUCGCCAUGCGCUACGGCACCAUCCCGGUGGUCCGCAAGACCGGUGGUCUGGUGGACACUGUGUACGACGUGGACCAUGACGAGGACCGCGCGCGGCUCAAGGGCAUGGACACCAACGGCUUCAGUUUCGAGGGCACGGACUUUGCCGGCAUGGACUACGCGCUCAACCGCGCCCUGAGUGUGUGGUACUCGGACAAGGCGCUGUGGCACAGCCUGCGCAAACGCGCCAUGACGCAGGACUGGAGCUGGAACAGCCCGGCACUGGACUACGUGGAGCUGUACUACAAGGCCCUCAAGUCGUAAACCGCCCUACACAGCUGCCGUACAGUACAACUGCCGUACACUGCAACUGCCGUACAGUACAGCUGUUGUACAGUCGCAGCGGCAACAAGGGUUGGGGCGGCGGGGCGGCGGCGGCGGCGGCGGCUGUGCAUGGUGGAAGCGGCGGACUGUGCGCUGGUCUGGACCGGUGGUGGUGGUCAGACAGAGGCAGGACGAAAGGGCGGCGAGGGCCAUGGAAAAUUUGGCGAUCCGUGUUCUUUACCCCGUGCGUGGGCGGCCGUGCACAUGCACAUGCAAGAGUGCACAUGCAAAAGUGCCGGACCGCAUGUGAGGUGGGGGCAUGCAUGGGUUACGUGCAUUGGAAUAACAUGUAUGGUGUGCCGCAAUCGGCGCACCGUAUGGUAAGCAGCAGCACAAACAAAGAGCUGCCGGCUGCAGGAAGAAGAGAAGAAUUACGCAAGUGUUGAAACAGCAUCGGCAACAUGCCAGUCGGUGGAUUACGGUUUACGAGUGUGCGUGUAGAUCUCUUGUGUCGGGUGUGUGUGGAGAGCCGUGCUCAAUGCAAGGCUGCUCUUGGGCCCCCAGACAAAUCCUAAGGUGCUAGACCGUGGGCGUGUAUGUGCGUGUGUGUUUUGCGCGUGUGUGCGUAUUUGCUUUUGCGUAGGCCCAUAAUGUUUGCGUCUUUUUGUGGUUUCUUGUGGGCGUGGUUGGAGGUGCGACAGGGUUGCUCAAGCCGUGUUGCGGGAUGCGGAACACGGAGAGGGGGGGGCUAUGUGCCCGGGCCCAAUCUAAAGAGUCCCAUCAUCAUCAGGAAGCCUGGGGGCGGGGUCGAACAAGGCGAUGCGGAAAGACAGCGGCCGUCGAGGCGUGCGCCCCGGCGGCCGCGGUGGCGAGAUCAAUGUAGGACAGAGCUAUGGAUGCUGCCGACAUGUGUCGCGAGGAAGCAAGGCAACGGGAAGUAAGGAUGGACUCCUUGGGACCUUUCGAUUGGUGCUACAUGGCGAGUGGCCGAGUUGUGACAUGGCCAAGGAGCGACAGAAUAGGAAGUACUGCAGCAAGUGCGCCUACUGGAAAUGUUAGGAGUUAGAACUGCAGUAUGGAAUCAGAUGAUAUGGAUGCUGUUGAAGAGUGGCGACAGGGGCAAAGAGGGAAAGGAGGGCAAGGAGGGGUCAGGGCGCAGAAUUGCUACAUGCGGAGUGGGGGUGCACGAGGGGGUAUGGCGGAAGAGCAUUCGCGGGAUGGAUAAGUGGAUUGCGCCCCGGUGGGGGUCGUGGGGUCGUGGUGGUAAGGAGAUCCCGGGCAAGCACCAAGUGCCGACCUAAAUCGACACGCGCGCGCGGUGUUUACCUGGUGUGCAACUCCGACCAAGCGCGUGAUAAGAGAUACUAAUGCGGUUUGCGCCAGUGUUUGAGUUUGGUGCACGAAGCGCGUGAAAGAGGGUCAUAUCGGUCAUAUGUGUAUGCCGCCAGGAAGAGCGGCUGUGCGGGCGGUGCGGGCGGUGUGCAUGCAAUUGAUGCAACGUGGGGUGAACAACUGAUCUGGUGGGCGUGGCGACGUUAGCGCUGGCGUCUAGCUGGACCUGUGCAAUAAGAACGCGGCAGCGGCGGCGGCGGCGGCGGCGGCGGCGGCGCUGGGCCUACUGGUACUGCGGCACCGGCGGCACAGGGCGCGGGGCGCGAGGCAGUAGUGCGCUUCCACCCCACCUGGUUCCCCGGCCCCACUGUAAACUACUGCGUCUUCGAACUCCGAAGGGGGACGGCUUUGGGGCAAGGCCAAUGCGCAGGAGGGCCUGGUUGAGACUGUGCGUGUGACCAGAUUGUGCGCGGAAGCAGGAUGUAACGAGCAUGCCCUUUUGGAACUAGGUUCCUUACACAGGAGCCCAGGGACCCGGCCGAAUGGAUAUAUGGGUGCAGCGGGUCCACUUGGAUGACUGAGUAGUGAGUACUUGUGUACUGCUAAGUUGCUAACUCGUGAAUCGAAUUGGCGAU
This is a messenger RNA of Chlamydomonas reinhardtii, 3272 nucleotides long. RefSeq lists its product as uncharacterized. The record is from RefSeq and is a predicted model, not a curated record. The transcript is spliced from 12 exons. The coding region runs from base 55 to 1305 and encodes 416 amino acids. NCBI's taxonomy places the organism in Eukaryota, Viridiplantae, Chlorophyta, Chlorophyceae, Chlamydomonadales, Chlamydomonadaceae. Gene Ontology annotation, molecular function: glycosyltransferase activity.